GUCAAAGUCAGAAUCAUGGCAUGUGCAGGACCCAUUAUAAUCACAGCCGUUCCUCAUCGCCAUAUCCAAACUCCGAUUCCUUUUCAUUUCCCUCCAAUGGCGAGGGCCUUCUUGGGCUCCACGCCUUCUUCCUCUCUACUCACCACUUCACGUCUCUCUUCCUUCACCCCAUCACUCAUAAACAAUCAACGACGCCGCUCCCUUCGUCUCACCACCGCUGCCGUCGUCGCUAUGUCGGAGUUUCCGUCGGAGAAGCCGAUUCAACCUCACCCGUCGCUGGAGGUCAUUGGUGGAGGCUGUGAUCGGUUCCUCCCGGCUUUAAAGGACUUGAAUCUCCCUUAUAAGCCUUUUCCUGUAAUUGGGUGGAAUCGCCAUUUGGAGACCAUUUUUGCUUCCUUCUAUAGGAGUUGCCCCGAUGUUAGGUUCCGCCGGGAGUGUCUGCGUGCGGCGGAUAACGGCACCGUUGCUCUCGACUGGGUUGUCGGUGACGAUCUCCGUCUGCCUAUUGAUGCACCUGUUCUUAUUCUUCUGCCUGGUUUAACAGGAGGGAGUCAGGAUUCUUAUGUAAGACACAUGUUGGUUAGAGCCAGAGAUCGUGGGUGGAGGGCUGUAGUUUUCAACAGCCGUGGAUGUGGGAAUAGCCCUGUUACAACUCCCCAGUUCUAUUCGGCUUCAUUUUUAGGAGAUAUGCGUGAAGUAGUUGAGCAUGUUACUAAAAGAUAUCCCAAGGCUAAUGUGUAUGCUGUUGGCUGGUCUCUUGGUGGUAACAUUCUUGUUAAUUAUCUGGGACAGGAUUCUUUGUCCUGUCCAUUGUCUGGUGCAGUGUCGUUGUGUAAUCCAUUCGAUUUAGUAGUAGCAGAUGAGGACUUCCGGAAGGGCUUCAACAAUGUUUAUGACAAAGCGCUCGCUCGAGCUUUACGUCGAAUCUUCAGCAAGCAUGCUGAUCUCUUCAAUGAUAUGCCUGGUGAAUUCAAUAUUCCUUUGGCAGCCAAUGCUAGAACUGUUAGAGAAUAUGAUGAUGCCUUAACUCGCGUUUCAUUUGGUUUCAACUCUGUUGAUGAAUACUACUCAAAGUCUAGCAGUUCAAAAUUCAUAAAGGAUGUCAAAAUUCCUUUGCUUUGCAUCCAGGCAGCAAAUGAUCCAAUUGCUCCAGACAGAGGAGUCCCCCGUGAAGACAUAAAGGAAAAUCCGAACUGCUUGUUAAUCGUGACACCCAAAGGUGGGCAUCUAGGGUGGGUUGCAGGCCCCAGUGCUCCCCUUGGAAAUCCAUGGACUGAUCCUUUCGUAAUCGAUUUCCUCGUGUAUUUGGAAAGCCAAGAAUCAAAAGCUUCUGCAUCUUCUACAGAUUUAACAGCUGCUGAGACGUUGGUAUAGACAUUGAUGACGAUAUCUAUGUGCACGGAUAGAACAAUCGAAAAUAGAGAUAAGCUAUCCACCUUAGUUGAUUGUUAGAUGAUUAAACAUAAUCUCAUGUAUUGAUUAAUAAUAGUUUAUAUACCAAGCAAUGUCGUUAUGAAC
Cucurbita moschata (crookneck pumpkin) is the source of this 1518-nucleotide messenger RNA. RefSeq names its product embryogenesis-associated protein EMB8-like. Gene Ontology annotation, molecular function: short-chain carboxylesterase activity; monoacylglycerol lipase activity. The record is from RefSeq and is a predicted model, not a curated record. The transcript has 8 exons. The coding region runs from base 16 to 1374 and encodes 452 amino acids. NCBI's taxonomy places the organism in Eukaryota, Viridiplantae, Streptophyta, Magnoliopsida, Cucurbitales, Cucurbitaceae.